Molecule: messenger RNA, 3117 nt
Organism: Juglans regia (Persian walnut)
Lineage: Eukaryota; Viridiplantae; Streptophyta; Magnoliopsida; Fagales; Juglandaceae
Product: mRNA-capping enzyme-like
Exons: 19
Coding region: 403-2556 (717 amino acids)
Biological process (GO): 7-methylguanosine mRNA capping; DNA recombination; protein dephosphorylation
Molecular function (GO): ATP binding; mRNA 5'-triphosphate monophosphatase activity; DNA ligase (ATP) activity
Source: RefSeq, a predicted model, not a curated record
GCCCUGACAUUUAUUUGAUUACCAACUCCAAAUCGCGGAUUUCAUCUUCUCUCUCUCUCUCCAAUUUGACAUGGAUUGAUUAAUUAUAAAGAACCAUUACUUCUCCCUUUAAUCCAACAAACCUCCCCUUUCUCUGCUGUGUGUGUGUGUGUGUAGGGUUUGGGCGAGAACCUUUAGUGGCGAGCGUACGGCAAUUGUAGGUUUUCGUUUUUCCAUACUACAAUUGGAGAAGCCAUCUUGUUCGUUACUGAUCCCGGAAGCCUUCACUUUCUACGUCACGUAAGAUUUAGGUUCCUGCCCUCUGACCUGUCGGAGCGAGUAGGAUUGUCGUUUCGGCGACAGUUGGGUCGUCGAUUCCGUUUUGCUUAUGCUCAGUGGCAAAUGUUGUUUUCUGGAUAUUGAAUGAUUGUUUCCAUGGAUUUAAAUGCCUCACCUGUACCUGAAGAAGAUGAAGACACUUUUGAACAGAACAUCGAAGAAUACCCUGCACCAGAAGAACGAAUAGAGUCCGCUGUUGAUAUAGCACGCCGGGAGCGUGAUGAAAGACGUAAACGACUGAAAAGAGAAAGACCAGAUGACAGACCAAUGCAUGUAUCUCAACCACCUGCAGAUGAUCAAUUGUUUCAGACAAAAAACCUCAAAUCUUACGAGAAGAGCCGGCUUCCUCCUGGCACACGCUUGUGCUUUGUGCGUAGGCUCUGGGGUGUGUUUGCACUCAAGUGUUCCUGGCGCUUUCACCAACAGAGUUUUCAUGGUGUACGGGAACAAGGUUGGUUGGACUGCCCUGCAGCUGGUCAGGAAAUAUGCUACAUGAUUCCUUCCAAGGUUCCACUCAGUGAGUAUUAUAAUGGCUAUGUUGCUCCUGGUAAAAGAUACUCAUUUAAGCAAGUGAUCCAACAGCAGAGGGUUUUAGGAAGAAAACUUGGUUUAGUGAUCGAUUUGACGAAUACUUCUCGUUACUAUCCUGCGUCAGAUUUAAAGAAAGAGGGUAUCAAGCAUGUUAAGAUUCAAUGCAAGGGGAGGGAUGCUGUACCAGAUAAUGCAUCUGUAAAUACCUUCGUCUUUGAGGUUUCCCAAUUCCUCUUUCGUCAAAAGCACUCAAAGAAGUACAUCCUUGUCCAUUGUACACAUGGGCAUAAUCGGACGGGAUAUAUGAUAGUUCAUUAUAUCAUGCGAUCACAUCCAACCUCUGUUACUCAGGCAAUAAAAAUGUUUGCUGAAGCACGCCCUCCAGGAAUCUACAAACCAGACUAUAUUGAUGCGUUGUAUACAUUUUAUCUUGAAAAAAAGCCUGAGAUGGUUGUUUGCCCACCAACUCCAGAAUGGAAAAGAUCUUCUGAUCUUGACCUUAAUGGUGAAGCAGUGCCAGAUGAUGAUGAUGAUGGAAUUUCAGCUGCUGCUUUGAAUGAGAAUCAUGGAAUAGAUGUAGUGAUGACCAAUGACGAUAUAUUAGGAGACGAGAUACCUAGGGACCAGCAAGAUGAAAUGCGGCGUUUCUGCUAUCAAACACUUAAGUUGGGUGUUGGGGCAAGAGGAAAUGCACAAUUUCCAGGGUCUCACCCAGUUUCUCUUGAUAGGGACAAUCUACAACUAUUAAGGCAGCGUUAUUAUUACGCCACAUGGAAAGCUGAUGGAACACGUUAUAUGAUGCUAAUUACCAUAGACGGAUGCUACUUGAUUGACAGGAGUUUUAAUUUUCGAAGGGUGCAAAUGAGGUUUCCUUGUAGAAACACAAAUGAUGGUUUAGCUGACAAGACUCAUCACUUUACAUUACUUGAUGGAGAGAUGAUAAUUGAUACUUUACCAGACUCACAGAAGCAAGAGAGAAGAUACCUUAUCUAUGAUAUGAUGGCAAUAAAUCAAGUGUCUGUCAUAGAGCGGCCUUUUUAUGAACGUUGGAAGAUGCUUGAGAAAGAAGUGAUUGAACUGCGGAAUUAUGAACGCCACAAUAUUUACCAGUGUAGGAAUCCUUAUUAUAGAUACGACCUUGAACCAUUCAGGGUGAGAAGGAAAGACUUUUGGUUGCUCUCUACUGUUACCAAGCUUUUAAAGGAAUUCAUUCCAAGGCUUUCACAUACUGCAGAUGGUCUUAUUUUUCAGGGUUGGGAUGAUCCUUAUGUUCCCCGCACACAUGAAGGCCUCUUGAAGUGGAAAUACCCUGAAAUGAAUUCAGUUGACUUUCUAUUUGAGAUUGAAGAUGAUAAUCGUCAACUACUUUUUCUGUAUGAGCGGGGGAAGAAGAAGCUGAUAGAAGGGAAAGGGAGUAGGGUUGCAUUCAGAGAUGGUUCAGAACCCUCACUGUAUUCCGGAAAAAUUAUCGAGUGUUCGUGGGAUUCCGAAGAAGAAGAAUGGGUCUGUAUGCGGAUCAGACCAGAUAAAUCAACUCCAAAUGCUUUCAAUACUUACAUGAAGGUGAUGCGGAGCAUAAAGGACAAUAUCACUCAGGAAGUCUUGUUGAAUGAGAUCGAUGAGAUCAUUCGACUGCCCAUGUAUGCUGAUAGGAUACGGAAUGAUAGUAAAGCCCACCAGCAUUCAAAUUCAGUGCGACGAAGGUGAUGGUUGGGAGGGUUUAGUCAUAGAUGUACACAAUACCUUGAGGUCUAUUAGUGAUAGGAGACACCAGAUACUCAAGAAUACCUCCGAUGUCUGUCUGCACAGGUCAUUGCAAAUUCUGUAUAUACCGGGGUUUGGUAUGUACUUGGCAUUCUCGGAUGGAUCACUGAGAUAUUGUGUAAUUAGCUAUCCUUCGCUGUAAUCUUGUAGCAUUGCAUCGUAUGAUCCUGUUGGUACACUUGGUAGUCCCCAAAAUCAGGCCCGAAAUGAUUUCUUCCAGGUAGUUGUCCAUCCAAUUCAGGAGAGUUAGGAUUAGGGUCACCAUGUAUAUUAUUAUUUCUUCUUUUUUGUUUAAAUGAUUCGUUAAAUGUAGCGAUUUUCUAAGUUCUUUAGAAGGUAGCCAUUUUUCAGAACAUGGGCUUUUCAUUUUUGGGGAGGGGGAAAUCUAUAGGUGUGAAUAUCACUUUGGGCAGCUGUACUACGAUGAGUGUCUUCGUCACCUCUGUUUUCAUCUUGGUCUGCCCCCUUCCCCUUUCAGUCUCUAAUUUACAUGGCUUUCUAAGC